Molecule: messenger RNA, 723 nt
Organism: Prunus avium (sweet cherry)
Lineage: Eukaryota; Viridiplantae; Streptophyta; Magnoliopsida; Rosales; Rosaceae
Product: transcription factor MYB1
Source: RefSeq, a predicted model, not a curated record
AUGGAGGGCUAUAACUUGGGUGUGAGAAAAGGAGCUUGGACUGGAGAGGAAGAUGAUCUUUUGAGGCAGUGCAUUGAGAAUCAUGGAGAAGGAAACUGGCACCAAGUUCCUUACAAAGCAGGAUUACGCAGAUGCAGGAAGAGCUGUAGACUAAGGUGGUUGAACUAUUUGAAGCCAAAUAUCAAGAGAGGAGACUUUAUGGAAGAUGAAGUAGAUCUAAUAAUUAGGCUUCACAAGCUUUUAGGAAACAGGUGGUCAUUGAUUGCUGGAAGGCUUCCAGGAAGGACAGCGAAUGAUGUGAAAAAUUAUUGGAACACCCGACUGCGGAUGGAUUCUCGCCUGAAAAAGGUGAAAGAUAAACCCCAAGAAACAAUAAAGACCACCGUAAUAAGACCUCAACCACGAAGCUUCAUUAAAAGUUCAAAUUGUUUGAGUAGUAAAGAACCCCAUAUUCAAACAGUUGAGAAUUGUAGUACGCCAUCACAAACAUCACCAUCAACAAAGAAUGGAAAUGAUUGGUGGGAAACCUUUUUAGAUGACGAGGAUGCUUUUGAAAGAGCUACAUGUUAUGGUCUCGCGUUAGAGGAAGAAGGGUUCACAAGUUUUUGGGUUGAUGAUAUGCCACAAUCGAAAAGACAGUGUGCCAAUGUUUCAGAAGAAGGACUAGGUAGAGGUGAUUUCUCUUUUAACGUGGACCUUUGGAAUCAUUCAAAACAAGAAUAG